This is a messenger RNA of Xiphophorus couchianus (Monterrey platyfish), 4154 nucleotides long. RefSeq lists its product as uncharacterized. The coding region runs from base 2301 to 3473 and encodes 390 amino acids. The record is from RefSeq and is a predicted model, not a curated record. Lineage: Eukaryota; Metazoa; Chordata; Actinopteri; Cyprinodontiformes; Poeciliidae. The transcript has 7 exons.
AUUUGGGCCAUAAACACUUAAAAUGUUUCUGAUUAUUGCAAGUGUUCAAUUAAGCAGCAUAUUUUAUGCCAUCAUGUCAUUUGGUUGAAAGCUAAUCCCUUUUUGAUUUAAUUUUGGUCAACAAAAUGUUGAAAUGAUUUAAAUGCGAAAUAAAAAUGUUUUUGGCGCGUCCUACAUCUAAAAACAUACUUUUUACUUUCUAGGUAAUAAACCGGUACAUCUCCGUAAAAUUUAUUAUAUUUUUAUAAAUAAAACAUGAAAAACAAUCUAUGAAUUUGUAAUGAUUACAGUGACAUAUUUAACCUGUUUGUAGCACUGAUGAAAUUGGCUUAAGGUUAAUAAAAACCCACAAUUAAUUUUCUCAGACAAUUCAAUAUUGCUGACAAAAAUUUUAUGUUUAAUAAAGAAAUGUUGUUAUGGCUCACUAGUAACACGAUUUGACAUUUGCUAAGCAGACAACAAUAAGAGUAAACCACAAAUUCUCAUUAUUAAAAAAAGCUGACUGUUCACAGAAUGCUGCGCAAUAGUGGAAAGUUUAGUGGAAGGAAACAUGUCAUAGAGUACAUGCACAAGCAACAUAAUCUCAGCCUUGAGAGGGUUAUGAAGGAAAGUCCAUUCAUUCAGGACUCUUGCCUUUGUGGACCUCCACACAGAGACACAUCCUGGGAAGAAUAGUUCUUGUAAUUCUGGUUUUCAUCAGCUACAGAUACGUUUACAUUUAGAAAAAAAAAAAAACACAAUAAAUUAUAAUGAAGGAAAUUGUGUGUCAAAGCAAAGCCGGGUUACAAGUGAUUGGUGUCAAACUAUUAUUUGCUAUAUUGUGUUUGUUUUUGUACUGUAUUGAUUGCACAUAUUGCUUAAUCAUUGAGUAAUUGGCAAAUUCUUUACUUUAUCAGUGUGUCAGACUAAACCCUUUUGUUGUUAUCACUGGGGUUUUGAGCAACAUUCCUGAUUUCAUCACUGUUCUACCUAAAAGAAUGAAAUGUACAUCUUUCAUGACAAAUAUAAAAGAUGUUUUGACAUUUAUAAUGUCUCUGGCAGAUUUCAAUCAGUACAUGAUGUACUCUCUAUCCACUCAGCAAGCUAACUUCCCACGCAAUCUACACAGUGCCUUGCAACAGUCUUCUUACCUCUUGGUUUUUCUCACAUUUUGCUUUACAACAAAGAACAAAUCUUUGUUGUUUGUUGUAUGAGGAAGAAUCAUCAUUAUAACGUGGAAGUGAAAACUUGCUGUAGUGCCAAUAAGAACUUUUCCAUCAAUUACUAAAUAAGGGAAUAAAAAAGUUUCUAGGUGCCAUUAUUAAUAAUUUGUAAAUAAAACAAAUAGAAAUAAACAUUCCCUUAAAAUUAUUUUCUCUGCAAAUUCCUGUAUAUUUCCUAUCUGAAACUUAUUUCUUGGUUGAAUGAAAAUCAUUUUAAAUCUAAAUCUACUUAGGGUACGAAGUUUGGAGAUAGAGACACUACUGCUUUCAGUUCAGUGUGUUCAGUGUAUUUGACCUAGUAUUAGACCUCUUGACCUAGAACUUCCUUUUACAUAUAGGCUCAUCUUAAUUUAUUUAAUUUGCUUUUAUUUCAUUUUUUUUAUUUUGUAAAUAUACUUUGUAAUUUUUACCUUGUGCUGCAGAUGCACAAUUGAAUUUUCUGCUAGAAAAAUUUUAAUUUAUAUUUGGGAAAAAUUUCAUAAGACAGAUGAGAAACACUUUAACCCGCUCCUGGAUGUACUCAGCUUGUGUGACUCACGUCUGUUUCAUGGUGCUCAUGCUAAGCUGUGAAACAAUGUUUCCACUGUUGGUUCACUGUCAGAAAAUACCUCUAAAAAUUAGAGUUUGCGAAUUAACCUGAAAAACAUUUCUGACAAUCAAACUAUAAUAACUUUAGAUGUUUAAGCUUCAAUUUAGAUUAAAGCUGGCUUUCACAAGGUCAAUCAGUAUUUUUCUAAAAAAUAAAAAAAAAUCUAGUAACAUAUGCACAGAAUUAUAGAGAACGGACACCUCUGUAUGAGAAAUCAAACUCGUUUGUGAUGCACAUGCAAUAUCUCGACACCUAGGAGAUGCAGAAAGCGAAAUACAUAAGGCACAGCGAUAGACAAAAACGUGUGGGCGAGAGCUUUGUUAAAUUUCCUAUGCAGUGGCUGUUGGACCACUUCCUAUGUGUCAGCCUCAGCUUAAUUAUGACACUCAAACUAAAACCUUGUGAUGCUGCACAGAGUCUCUGAACUAUGUUUUGAUGAGUUGUGAUGAUGGUUUGACUGGAGAAGGAGUCUUUGAUUUGCUUCAUUCUGCCUUCGUUUAUGCAAAGAUAUGACUUCAUCACCUCGAAACGCGUUCAUUUGUGUAUUUUUUCUGACUUACUGGAACGCAAGCAUUUUCCCAGGAAAUGCUGCAGCACAUCAGCGUCGAUCCUGGCUGGGAUGUCGAGUUCUGAUACAUUGUCAGGGUCACAGUGCUGACUCGGGCUCUUUCAAAUGGUUUUACAAGGAGGACAAGCACAGUAAGGAAAUCCAGCUAUUUUUUCAGAAUAAGAAUGGAAUAAAACACUAUGAUGUCAGUCGUCCAAAAGUAGAUGUUAUGGCAAAUCGUUCUCUGGUUAUAAAUAAUUUUACUGACAAAGAUCAGGGCGACUACUGGUGUGAAAACUGCUCUCAAGAAACCUGUAGCAGGGAACCAUCCAGCUUCAUCACUAUGCAGAAAGAAAUUAUGGAUGAAAUGCAAGAGACAUUUUACAUUCUUUCCGGCAGCAGUUUCACCCGCUCAUGCCCAGGUGAAUUUGCUAACUUAAAAUGGACAUUUGAAGCCAGUAAUGCAACCCAAAGGGAAUUAGAACUAAGAUCAGAAAUGGUUACUGUUACUACCAACAAGACCUUAUAUAUUGGAUCUGUAAAAAAUACUAAUGCUGGGAAAUACACCUGUUGGGUGAAUAGAUGUGGUGGUCCGAAUCAGAAACAGCUCACAAUCAACUUAUGCGUCGUCACAGUUUCCCGCAAAGAGCAUUCUAUUUUCUCUUGUGCAGUGACAUGCGAUGUGGGAUUAAAAAAAAAAUUGAGUCUUCUGAUGAGCAAUCAAACAAUAUCAGUGGACAUAGAUCCAUCCGGGUCCUUAAUCUGUAAUUCAACUGAGAUCUUGGAUGGGCAGCCUAUACCAACUACGAACAGCUACACAGUGUCAGCUGCUUUAAACACAACAAUGGGUGUUUUUGAGAAGACUGAAUCUUUGAUGCCAAUUAUUUAUGGAGUAGUAGCUGCCUUUACAUUUUUUAUUUUACUUGCAAUAUUAACUUUCUGUUUGAAAUCAAGAGUACAGGCUGCAUUUCCUUUUCAUCUUUCAUGUUGUGGCUUCACUCAUGAGGCGGAAGAGGAGUCCACAGUAAUUUAUUCAUCUGUUAUCAUCAGGACACCAGCAAAAACAAGAAGUCAACACACAGUUCCUGAAAGCUGUAUUUACAGUGAAUUACAGUGUAGAGGAAAUACCAUUUAGUGUUGAUAGAAGUCAACACUAAAUGGAACUUUUGGUGAUCAUAAUUUCCACACUGUCAAUAAAUUUUGUAAUACAUUCCACGGCAGUGACUUGUGUUUCAUGACACGUUGAAAACAUCCACACACCCACAGGAAGUUUUUCAUCUAGUUUUUGAACUACUGAAGAGAAAUGAUGUAAUCUAUUUAUGAUAUUACAAUUAUCUUGAAUCAAGGAAACAUAAGCUGCUCUUAUUUGGCUUAUGUUAGUCAUAAAUAAUUCUGAGCCAUUUUCCAACCAAAAAUUAUGUGUCAGUUAAUAUAGAAGUCUAAAUUUGAAUUGUGUUUCAAUGUCAUCAUAUAGAUAAGUGGUUGAACAAUUUUCUAGAAUUAUCAAAAUCUUAUUUCCAAUAAAAGGGAUCCCUUUUUUACUCACAUAGAUAUCAAUCCUCAAAGUUUUUAUAAUUUUACAUAAUCCAUUCAUGCUACCUUGUAUUAUUAUUAUUAUUAUUAUUAUUAUUAUUAUUAUUAUUAUUAUUAUUAUUAUUGUUGUUGUUGUUGUUGAAUAAGUAUAAUUUAAAUUAUUAACAUUUUGCUACACUUAGAAGACUUUUGAUAUUUUGGUUUUAUUUUUAAAAGGCCACUUUUCUACAUGACAAAAUUGCAACAAUGGAUUUAUGUCACUGCAAAAGAAAUCUAAAGGAAA